Molecule: messenger RNA, 688 nt
Organism: Callithrix jacchus (white-tufted-ear marmoset)
Lineage: Eukaryota; Metazoa; Chordata; Mammalia; Primates; Cebidae
Product: beta-microseminoprotein E1
Source: RefSeq, a predicted model, not a curated record
UGGUCCCCGGCUUGUCAGCCUCGGUGCAUUCCAGUGCACUCCUGUGACACCUUACCCAGUAGCUGUGGCUCGCAGCAUGUACGGCGUUUGUUCUCUCUGUUCUAUUGAUGGCUUCCUUUUCCAAAAUGUUCUCCUGGGCGGCCUUGUGAUCUUUGCAACCUUUGUGACUUUAUGCAAUGCAUCAUGCUAUUUAAUACUGAAUGACAUAGUUCCAGAAGAGUCAACCAAGGAAUGCACAGAUCUGGAAGGAAACAAACACCCAAUAAACUCAAGGUGGCGGACUGACAACUGUGAGACAUGUGCUUGUGGCGAAAAAGAAAUAUCAUGUUGCACUCUUGUUUCUACACCUGUGGGUUAUGACAGACACAACUGCCGGAAAAUCUUCAACAAGGAGACCUGCAAGAUAAGUGUGGUGGAGAAGAAGGACCCAAAUAGGCCCUGUGGUGUCAGCGGAUGGAUAUCGUAAUGUGCUUCUAGUAGGCACAGGGCUCCCAGGCCAGGCCUCUUCUCUUCUGGCCUCUAAUAGCCCUUCCUAUCAGUAAAAGAUUUUUGAGCAAACACUUGAAUAUGCGUGCACUGUUAAUUUAUACCUUAUGUAUGCAUUAAUUUAAUACACAUUAUAAAGCAUACAAAACAUUUAAAAAUGGAGACAAAAAUACACAUGAAUAAAAGUUCUAUUUUUCCUAAA